Notothenia coriiceps (black rockcod) is the source of this 1113-nucleotide messenger RNA. The record is from RefSeq and is a predicted model, not a curated record. Lineage: Eukaryota; Metazoa; Chordata; Actinopteri; Perciformes; Nototheniidae.
AUGGACCCAGCCGACCCAAGAACACUUCACGCCGCUCUGUCAGCACACGACGUGAAAGUGUUUCACCACGAGGAACAGCUGGGUAUGGCCACCCAGAGAAUACAAGAGCUGAGAGAACGCCAGGCAGAGAUUCAGGAAGACAUCUCUACACAGCUGCAACAGCUGGCUGAAAAGAUGAAUCGUUUGAUCCCUCACCUGCGGACUGCUCCAGUGCCGGCCCCAGCAGCCAUGGUUCCGGUUUCACUUCCGGCCCCAGUAGCCAUGGUCCCGACUCCAGUUUCGGCUCCAGUACUGGCUCUUCAGCCGAUGCCAGCUUCCUGUGCCCUUUCUCUCUCGAGUCUCCCCUCGAGUCCCCUGUCAAGUCCCCUCUUGAGUCUCCCCUCGAGUCCCCUGUCAAGUUCCUUCUCAAGUCCCCUCUCGAGUCCCCUGUCAAGGUCUUUUUCAAAUUCCUUCUCCAGUCAUCUCUCGAGUUCCCUUUCAAGUCUCCCCUCGAGUCUCCUCUCAAGUCCCCUCUCGAGUCCCCUCUCGAGUCCCCUGUCAGGUUCCUUCUCGAGUCCCAUGUCAAGUUCCGCUGGGGGUCCUGCCGGCUCCAUGUCCUGUGCCGUUGGGGGCCCCGUCGACCGCUCUUCUGCCGGGGGUCCUGCCAGUCCUAUGUUCUGUGCCGUUGGGGACCCCGCCAACCGCUCUUCUGUCUGGGAUCCUGCCGGCCCUGUGCCCUGUGCCGUUGGGGGCCCCACCGACUGCUUUUCUGCCGGGGGUCCUGCCGGUCCUAUGUUCUGUGCCGUUGGGGACCCCGCCGGCUGCUCUUCUGCCGUGGGUCCUGCCGGCCCUGUGUCCUGUGCCAUUGGAGGCCCCGACGACUGCUCUUCUGCCGGGGAUCCUGCCGGUCCUAUGUUCUGUGCCGUUGGAGGUCCAGCCGACACCUGUUUCAUCGGGGGUCUUGCCAGCUCCAUGUCCUGUUCCGUUGGGGGUCCCGCCGAGACUUGCUCCGCCGAGUUUCCUGCCAACACCGUGUCCUGUCCUGUUUCGGGUCCCAUCGACACCAGCCCUUGCUCCGUCGUGGGUCCCACUGACACCAGCCCAGGUUCUGUCCAGGGUCUCGUCUGCGCCUGA